AUAUUUUCAUCUAAUCUGUGCCAAGCUGGCUGUGACUGUGAUUGUCUGUUUGAUAAGUUGACAAGAUCAAAGGGGGUUGUGUCUGUGGAAGGCUAUGGAAAGUUUUGCCCUUUAUUGAGGGUGUCGGGGGUGCGCUGAGUAAAGAAUUAGUUUUAUAACAUUGGAGGCGGCGAGCGUACGUAUUAAACAAUGUUAAUAACGCCUGGGUAAGAUAGCGUAAACGGGAGAUUUGAUAUAACUGCUGGAAGUCGUGGUGUUUUGAACGACAAUAACCUGUUUGGCUUGAUUUGAAUACCAAGUUGACAGUGAACAUAGUUUGCUGCGUUCAUGAGUAACAACAAUGAGCAAAAUGGCCGUCAGCCGCCUUUGCCGCAACAGUCGGCACCAUCAGUAGCUCCAACAGACCCACGGCUUAGAAAUGCCUCGUCGACGGAUCCACAAAACAAGAGAUGCCGCAACUUCGUCUGGGGUAUUUGCAACAAAGGAGCUCAAUGUAGAUUCCGCCAUGAAUUAGAUGUGGAAUACAUGAAAGAAAUCCUAAAGUUCUGUCACGAUUACCAGAACAGGACAGGGUGUAUGAGGCCAGAUUGUACGUAUUUGCAUACUUCCAGAGAGGAGGAGAACCUUUUUCUGACUACAGGGCAGUUACCAAGAGUAUUGGCUGAAAGAUAUGCAGCGAUGUCUUCCGCCCCCACAAACAUGUAUAUGAGCGAGUACAUGGUGCAAGCACCGCCACCACCUCCUCCGCCGCCGCCGCCUCCACCGAGCUCAGCGGCGCCUCCGCCGCCGCCGGCAGUCGCGGCGCCGCCGCCUCCACCCCCAGCACCGCUGCCGCCGUUACUGGCGCCGCCACCUCCACCGCCGCCGCCCACUGCUACCGCUGCGCCUGUUCGCAUGACUCCACCCAUAUUUUCAGCUCCACCUCCCUUCCACACAACCGCUUUGUUUUCUGCAACACAGCCACCACCACCUCUACCUGCCAUGUUUGAUGCAAGUAGACCUCCUCCUCCACUGCCAACAAACAUAGCUCCAAACAAAACCGGUGCAUUGAAGCGUGCUGCCGAGCCUGCAGAGGCCGGGCCAAGCAAAGCGAGGAAAGCGGAGUGCUCCAAUGUAGUUGACAGCAUCUGCGAAAACUGUAUCCAGCGGGAACUCAGGAUCGAGCUGUACCGACAGGAAAUGCAAAAGUUGGAGUGCGAGAGGGAAUAUCAAACAUAUAGGUGUGAAAAGUCUCUGGAAGAACUUGAAAAUGAGCGUUUGUUUUUGAAGUCAAUGGUCAGUCCGGAAUUGUUUCGCAUAUUGGAUGAUUAUAUAGAGGGGUCGUCUCAACAGGCGCAAGCUCAGGAUCCACUUUCCCAGUUCAGCCAAGCUGCAUCGUUCGUUUCUGGUACAUCUACCGUGCCGAAACAGUUCCUACUUCAGCUGAUGGAUUACGUGUUCAGUAACCAAAGAAACGUGGUGGAGCCCGCGCCUGCACCUACUACAGGAGUGGAAGAGUCGCUGUUGCACUCCCUGACUGCACUGACCAGGAGGUCCAAUCCUGUCACUCAUUCAUCUACGGAAGUACUACAAGCCGUUUUGGAAGUUAUUCGGAAAUCUAACGCGCUGAAUACGGAAAAAACUCAAGCAAACGAAUCUCGCGCAAAAGAUACAGCAGCGGCAGAUCGGAGUAGACCGAGCACUAGUAACGUAAACAACAGCGCACCGAACGGGUUCAACCAUUUCGUGAACGGGCACAAAGGGGAGGCUGCGGCCCCAGCGGGCGUCCCGAGUGCCAGCAGAUACCCGAGCACGACGAGUGUGGCGGUGCGGACGUACCCCAGCGUGUCGGCGGGCGGCGCGGCUCAUCAGUCGACGCCGCCGCACGCGUCCGGCGUGACGCACCCCGCGCCGGCGCCGCUCCCGCCGAGUGCGGCGCCGCCUCCCUCCGCCGCGCCGCAUCCCCCGGCGGUCCGCGCCGCGCCCGCCUAUGUGCCUUACCAAGCGGCCGUCCCGCCGCCACCCACUCGCGGCUACUAUCCGCAGCCGUACCCGACACCCUCGAACCAUGUACCGAACGUUCAGCAGACGUACCCGAACUCUCCCAUUCGAGUGGGUGUAACUCCAGCACCUUCGCGGCCCUCCACCUCGGCGACGGCACCGCCCGUGCAAAGCGCACAACAUUAUAAUCCGUAUGUUAUGGGCAGAUACCCUCCUCAGCCGCAUCACUAUCCCCCAUUCCAAUAAAUCUGACGAGGUGUAUAUCCCGCUUAGCAGUAUAUGGGAUAAGUGAACACUUGUGAUAAGUGAAGUGAUAGUUAUGGACACUUAUAUAGCUGUAAGGAAAUCUACUACUAUAAAUAAUAAGGUAAAAUGAUUAGGUCUAAAUACAAUUGCGUGCAAAAAAAUCGGUCCACCCCGUACGCUAGCCUCCAAUAAAUUGAUAAGCUUUUGACACAAUGCAAUGCAACUGAGAUUGCGUUCUUAAAAAACAGAAAUGCCGGAUUUCGUGUAAACGAGGCAAGGCAAUAUCAUCAACAACAUUUAGUUUAAUGAAGUAUCGACUGUGUACAAAUAAAAUUCAUGAAACAUAUACUCAAAUGAAAUUAUUAGUUUUGUAUGUUUCAUCUAGAUAUUUUUAUAUUCCAUUCUGAAGGUAAGCAUACGGGGUGGUCCGAUUUUUUUGAUCGCAAGUGUAUGUUUUGGGUGCUCUAUGCUCUUGCUGAGGUGCAUAAUUUAACUCUUCGGUGAAGAACAUUCAUAAUAAUUAAUUACGAGAUAAGAAUAAUUGCGAUAAGGUAGGUACUUUACAAGCUUCCGAAGAUACGAGGGGGAUUGAUAAGUUCAUGGCCUGAGCAAGAAAAUUAACAAACAUAUUUUUUUUAUUAUAUUGUGUUACUAUCUCCAAGUUGAAUGCACUGUUUGUUUUCUCCCUAUCAAAGCAUUAAUUAAGUGAAAAAAUACAUUCCAUCCCAGCAUCUUCCGAGAGUAAAAUUACUGUCCACUGUCAAAAAUGACAGUUAUCAAAAGUAUGGUUUUGCCGCCAGUGUACAGGCAGAAGAAUGGUACCGAUCAGAUGCAAUAAGCAUAAACGAUUGCAGCAAAACUCAUGCUUACGACUUUCAGCUAUUGACACUUGCAAUAUAAUCCUCAUAGGUCCAGUUGAAAACCAGCGUCAGGCAUUAGCUGUCUGGCAUAAUGCUGAACUUUUAUAAAAAAUAUUUUUGUUUUAUAAUAAUUAAUAAAAAAUAACGAUUUUUAAAUGCUUCUUAAUUGCCCUGUAUGAAUCUAUCCCACGCGUAUGAAAGUACCCCAUACGUGGGGUCAGUUCGUACAAAUCUCUUAUCGUAAAAAAUAACUAUAACUCUUUAACAGUUUGACAUAAAAGUUUAGUUUUUUUUUUUGUAAUAAAUUAUAAUAUAAUUGUUACACUAAUGUACAUAAACUAGAUAAAUUCGGCCAUUGAUCAUACAAUACAAUUUAAAUAUAAAAUCUAAAAAGUGUACAAAUGGUGACUACCUUCCCCUACGAGGCCGAGAACUUUUCAAUCCACCCCAAGUAUUUUAAUCCACAAAUUCUGUAUCAUUUAUACGUAAAGACAAAAAGUUAGGAUUAACAUACAACGAUAUCUAUCUAUUUAUUAAUUUUUUUAUUUAAGUUUUUAUUGCCUGUACGGUGUUACAUAAUAAAAGUCAUAAAUAUUGUA
Helicoverpa armigera (cotton bollworm) is the source of this 3685-nucleotide messenger RNA. RefSeq names its product protein enabled homolog. The coding region runs from base 328 to 2226 and encodes 632 amino acids. The record is from RefSeq and is a predicted model, not a curated record. The transcript has 12 exons. NCBI's taxonomy places the organism in Eukaryota, Metazoa, Arthropoda, Insecta, Lepidoptera, Noctuidae. Gene Ontology annotation, biological process: regulation of RNA splicing. Gene Ontology annotation, molecular function: RNA binding; metal ion binding.